AUGUAUUUUUUUCAACCGCGAUUUAUCAGUGAUUAUGAUGUUACCACUUCAAUUCAUAAACAAGUAAAGGAAAUGGCUAAGAAACAAAAGGAUUUAGCAGGAUGGCAAUAUAUUCUAGCUGCAGAGAGCACUCCUGGGGCAACUGAAGCACAAACUCCCACUAGAAGAAUUAGUAGAAGAGGUGCUCCAUCUGCUGAUCAAAUCAUACUAAAGCGAGACAGCGAUGAAAUGGAAAUAAAAGUUGGUGACACAAUUCUAGUCAAUCAACAAGGAGAGACAGCCAACGAUGUUGCAUUGAUUAAAGAAAUCAAAUUCGGAACUGAUAACUUCAUAGAUUUGAUUGUACUUUGGUUCACACUGGAGAUUGACCUCAAUAAUGACAAUUCCAAAAAAAUCACAACUGAAAAGAAUGAAAUUUAUUUAACUCCCUAUUUGGAUGAGAUUCAAUUGAGUGAGAUUGUGUUCAAAGUGAAUGUUCUUUCUGAAGCCGAAUAUUGUGAUAUUGUCAUUGAUGAUUCCAAUUCAAGCAAUACCUUCAUGGUAAGGCGGACAUACAAUGAUGAGAGUGACAAAGUCAGCGAAACUUUUGACUUUCGUGAGGUGAUGAAUGCUUUCAAGAAAGAUAUAAAUGGACUUGUUAUAUAUGUGAGAAAUAAAGCUGUUGAUCCAGCUUAUAAACAAACGAAAUCCAAUGCCCACGAAAGGCUACAAGAACUAAAAAAGAAACCAACAAAGCCAAAGCUAGUCUCCAAUAUUCCUACAAGCGAUAAUGACAACGAAGAUGACGAUGAAGAUGAAGAUGAAGAUGAAGAAGAACAAUACGAGAGCAGCCAAAAUGAAUCUGAACCUGAAGUUGAUUCAUCAGAUGAUGAGAACGGCUUUGAAAGUGCCGAAGAAGAAUUUGGUACACGUCGUAAAAGAACCAAAUCCACCAAAUCCCCUAAGAAACCAACCAAAUCGCGACGCAAAUCAAGAAUACCACUUUCAUCCCCAUCCUCAUCCCCAAGAAAGAAGAAUAAAGAUAUCGAAGAUAUCUAUUCCACGGUAUUAUUUACUCCCAAGAAGAAGCCAAAAUCAAGCAAUAUCCCCACUUUAUUAUCUUCCCCAGCGAAAGUUCCCACACAUCAAAAAGCAUUAACCGACCCAACUUCGGCCGCAUUUAAAGAAAUUAAGGCCAAAUUACAUACUUCCCAAAAAUUGAAUGCCUUACCUGGAAGAGAAGAUGAAUACGCCAUGAUUUACAUGAAUUUAGAAUCGGCGGUAAAUGAAGAAACGGGGUGUUGUGUUUAUGUCAGUGGUGUUCCGGGUAUGGGAAAAACUGCCACCAUUAGGGAUGUUAUUGAACAAAUGACCCAAUCUUUUCUACUUGGUGAAAUUAAACCAUUUGAUUAUUUGGAACUUAAUGGGUUGAAAUUGUUGUCUCCGAAUAUUGCGUAUGAAAUGUUAUGGGAGAAGAUUAGUGGGGAUAAAGUUAAUCCAGCCCAUGCUGCAUUAUUAUUAGAAGAAUAUUUCAAUCGUGAAGAUAAGAAGAGAAAACCAUUGGUUGUGUUGAUGGAUGAAUUGGAUCAAAUAGCAGCUAAGAAACAAAAUGUGAUGUAUAAUUUCUUUAAUUGGCCAACUUAUAAGAAUUCCCGGUUAAUCGUUAUUGCGGUUGCAAAUACUAUGGAUUUACCAGAAAGAGUUUUAUCAAAUAAGAUUUCAUCUAGAUUGGGAUUAAGAAGAAUUCAAUUCCGUGGGUAUACUUUUGACCAAUUGGGAGAAAUCAUUAAGCAUAGAUUAGAUUUGUUAACUAAGCAUAGUAAGAGAAAAGUAUCAAUUAAUCCCGAUGCUAUCGGAUUCGCAUCAAGAAAAGUCGCCAGUGUCAGUGGUGAUGCCCGUAGAGCAUUAACAAUCUGUCGUCGAGCUGUUGAAAUUGCCGAGAAGCAGUAUUUGGAAGAUCCAGAUCGAAACGAAAAGAACGGAAAUGAAGAUGAUGAAGACCAACCUUAUCAUGUUCUCAUAUCUCACAUAUCUAUGGCUAUUAAUGAAAUUGUCAACUCUCCAUUAGCUCAAUACCUUACCUCAUUACCAUUUGCAUCGAAAUUAAUCUUGGUUGGUAUGUUACGUAGGUCGAAAAUGUCAGGAUUGGCCGAGAAUAAGCUCGGUGAAGUUAUUGAUGAAAUGAAAAAUACAUUAUUUAAAACGACAUUUGACGAGACUUAUCAAAUAUUGUCCCUGAUUGAUCCAAAUUUAAAUAUAUCUCGAUUAUUAUACGCUGAUGGUGUUUUUGGAUCUAGUAAACACAAAGCAAGCUUGAGAAUUGAUCAUUUUAAACAAGCGCUCGCUUCCUUAGCCGAGGCUGGUAUUAUAAUUCAACAGAAUGUUCCUAGUGAGAGAUAUAGGACAGUGCAGUUGAAUAUCUCCGAGGAUGAGGCAAUCUCGAUUUUGAAGAGAGAUAAGGAGGUCGCAUAUAUGUUGGAUUAA
Messenger RNA from Hemisphaericaspora subhashii, 2463 nucleotides. RefSeq names its product origin recognition complex subunit 1 (gene ORC1). The coding region runs from base 1 to 2463 and encodes 820 amino acids. Lineage: Eukaryota; Fungi; Ascomycota; Pichiomycetes; Serinales; Debaryomycetaceae. The transcript has a single exon. Gene Ontology annotation, cellular component: nuclear origin of replication recognition complex. Gene Ontology annotation, molecular function: DNA replication origin binding; chromatin binding; ATP hydrolysis activity. The record is from RefSeq and is a predicted model, not a curated record. Gene Ontology annotation, biological process: DNA replication initiation; mitotic DNA replication checkpoint signaling.